Messenger RNA from Ochotona princeps (American pika), 6561 nucleotides. It is a transcript of the gene ARHGAP32, whose product is annotated as Rho GTPase activating protein 32. The record is from RefSeq and is a predicted model, not a curated record. Gene Ontology annotation, cellular component: actin cytoskeleton; cell cortex; fibrillar center. Gene Ontology annotation, biological process: small GTPase-mediated signal transduction. The transcript has 22 exons. Bases 284 to 6418 code for a protein of 2044 amino acids. Gene Ontology annotation, molecular function: protein binding; phosphatidylinositol phosphate binding; GTPase activator activity. Lineage: Eukaryota; Metazoa; Chordata; Mammalia; Lagomorpha; Ochotonidae.
GGCGUCCCCCGGGGGCCCACUCUGCCGCGGUGCGUGCCGGAGGUGCGGCACUUGAGGCCGCGGCCCGGGCCCCGGCGCCCCCGCGCCUGACGGGGCGGCGAGGCGGCAUGAGGCGCUGGCGUGGGGGGCGCCCGGCCGAGCCCCCGCGGCGGCCCUCGGCGGCCAGGCGCUAGGCUCGGCGGCGGCGGCGGGCGGCGGGCCCGGCCCGUGCUGGGCAGACACGGAGCGGCGAGCGGGGCGCAGCGACGCCGUGGCGGCGCGGCGGGGCCGCGGGACUCGAAAGAUGAAGUCCUCAGUACAUUCUGAAGAGGAUGAUUUUGUUCCAGAACUGCAUAGGAAUGUUCACCCCCGAGAGCGACCUGACUGGGAAGAAACACUUAGCGCAAUGGCGAGAGGAGCUGAUGUGCCAGAGAUUCCUGGAGAUCUUACUCUUAAGACAUGUGGCAGUACAGCCAGCAUGAAGGUUAAACACGUGAAAAAGUUACCCUUCACUAAAGGUCACUUUCCGAAGAUGGCUGAGUGUGCGCAUUUCCAUUAUGAGAAUGUUGAGUUUGGCAGCAUACAGCUUUCACUUUCAGAAGAACAGAAUGAAGUAAUGAAAAACGGCUGUGAAUCUAAAGAGCUGGUCUACCUCGUGCAGAUUGCUUGUCAGGGCAAAAGUUGGAUUGUUAAAAGAAGUUAUGAAGAUUUUCGGGUACUUGAUAAACAUCUUCAUCUCUGUAUUUAUGACCGAAGAUUCUCCCAGCUCUCAGAGCUCCCCCGUUCUGACAUGUUGAAGGAUAGUCCAGAGUCUGUCUCUCAGAUGCUUAUGGCUUACCUAUCACGCCUUUCAGCUAUUGCCGGCAACAAGAUCAACUGUGGCCCUGCCCUCACCUGGAUGGAGAUUGACAAUAAGGGUAAUCACCUUCUGGUUCAUGAGGAAUCCUCCAUCAACACUCCUGCGGUUGGUGCUGCUCACGUCAUCAAGAGGUACACUGCUCGCGCUCCUGACGAACUGACCUUAGAGGUGGGCGACAUCGUUUCCGUCAUUGACAUGCCUCCGAAAGUACUAAGCACAUGGUGGAGAGGCAAACGUGGGUUCCAGGUGGGACUCUUCCCUGGACACUGUGUUGAGUUAAUUAACCAAAAAGUUCCCCAGUCAGUGACUAACUCAGUGCCAAAACCAGUGUCUAAAAAACACGGCAAGCUCAUUACUUUCCUACGAACAUUCAUGAAGUCUCGUCCAACAAAACAGAAGCUGAAGCAGCGGGGGAUCUUGAAGGAGAGAGUAUUUGGCUGUGACCUGGGGGAGCACCUUCUCAAUUCUGGUUUUGAAGUGCCCCAAGUUCUUCAGAGCUGCACAGCAUUCAUUGAGAGAUAUGGCAUUGUUGAUGGAAUAUAUCGUCUCUCCGGAGUUGCCUCCAAUAUCCAGAGACUGCGUCAUGAAUUUGACUCUGAACAUGUCCCCGACUUGACGAAGGAGCCGUAUGUUCAAGAUAUCCACUCUGUGGGCUCUCUCUGUAAGCUGUACUUCCGAGAGCUCCCAAACCCUCUGCUUACCUACCAACUGUAUGAGAAAUUUUCUGAUGCCGUUUCUGCAGCAACGGAUGAAGAAAGGCUGAUAAAAAUUCAUGAUGUCAUCCAGCAGCUGCCCCCACCACACUACAGAACACUGGAGUUCCUGAUGAGACAUUUGUCUCUUCUAGCUGACUACUGUUCCAUCACAAAUAUGCAUGCUAAAAAUUUAGCAAUUGUUUGGGCUCCAAAUCUGCUAAGAUCCAAGCAGAUAGAAUCUGCCUGCUUCAGUGGAACGGCGGCCUUCAUGGAGGUGAGGAUCCAGUCGGUGGUUGUGGAGUUCAUCCUCAAUCACGCGGAUGUGCUUUUCAGUGGCAAGAGCAGCGCAGUCAUGCAGGAAGGGGCAGCCUCUCUCUCAAGGCCCAAGUCCCUGCUCGUGUCCUCCCCCUCCACCAAGCUGCUAACGUUGGAGGAAGCCCAGGCGCGAACGCAGGCUCAGGUCAACUCUCCGAUUGUGACUGAAAAUAAAUACAUUGAAGUCGGAGAAGGACCUGCUGCACUUCAGGGAAAAUUUCAUACCAUAAUUGAGUUCCCCCUGGAAAGGAAGAGGCCUCAAAAUAAAAUGAAAAAGUCUCCUGUUGGCAGCUGGCGUUCUUUUUUUAACCUGGGAAAGUCAUCUUCCGUGUCUAAACGGAAGUUGCAACGUAACGAGAGUGAGCCUUCCGAGAUGAAAGCCAUGGCACUGAAAGGUGGCAGGGCAGAGGGAGCACUGCGCUCUGCUAAAAGUGAGGAGUCUCUUACUUCUCUCCAUGCAGUUGAUGGUGAUUCCAAGCUUUUCCGGCCCAGAAGACCCAGAUCUAGCAGCGAUGCUCUCUCUGCCUCUUUUAAUGGGGAAAUGCUGGGGAACCGCUGUAAUUCCUAUGACAAUCUGCCCCAUGACAAUGAGAGUGAAGAAGAAGUUGGGCUGCUGCACAUUCCAGCCCUUGUGUCUCCCCAUUCAGCCGAGGAUGUUGACUUGAGCCCACCAGACAUUGGAGUAGCCAGCUUGGAUUUUGAUCCAAUGUCCUUUCAGUGUAGUCCUCCUAAGCCUGAAUCAGAAUGUCUGGAGAGCAAUGCUUCUUUUUUGGAUUCACUAGGAUACUCCAAGGAUAAACCAUGUGCCACUAAGGAUGUAGAAACAGGUGGUAGCCAGGCUCAAACUCCAGGAAGUACUACAAGCUCUGAACCUGUCUCUCCUCUUCAGGAGAAACUGAGUCCAUUGUUUACUCUGGACUUGAGCCCAACUGAAGAAAAAUCAUCUAAGCCAUCUUCAUUUACAGAAAAGGUCAUUUAUGCUUUCUCUCCAAAGCUGGGACGGAAAUUAAGCAAGUCACCUUCUAUGAAUAUAUCUGAGCCAAUUUCAGUGACCAUACCGCCUCGAGUGUCGGAAGUCAUUGGUGCAGUGUCAAAUCCUGCAGCUCAGAACACGUCAUCUCCAACCUGGGACAAAAUUGUUGAAGAAAGUGAUGUCACAAAUAGAUCCCCCACCCAGAUAGUAAAGAUGAAAACAAGUGAGAGGGAGGCCCAAGAAGGAUGCGCGUCUGACGUCCAGCCCCUGGGCCAGGCGGCUGCUGAAGAAAUAGAGUUGCCAGGGGAGGAGGAGCAGUCUGUCUCCAGCAGUCAGAGCAAGGCUGUGGCUGCAGGGCAGACUCAGACAGGAGCAGUUACCCAUGACCCCCCUCAGGAUUCCGUUCCUGUCAGUUCAGUCUCUCUUAUCCCACCACCACCACCUCCGAAAAAUGUUGCCCGAAUGUUGGCGCUAGCAUUAGCUGAGUCUGCACAACAAGCCUCAACUCAGUCCCUGAAGAGACCGGGUAUUGCUCAGCCUGAGUAUACAAAUUAUGGAGACAUUGCAGUGGCUACAGCUCAAGAUAACUUUUCCAACUCCUACUCUAGUGUUGCUCUAGGUGAAGCCUAUUUCCAAGCAGACCAAGCAGCAGAUGAGUCCCAGCUCCAGAACUAUAUGCCGGAGGACUGUGACCAGCCUCCCUCAGAGACUGCAGCUGCCAAGGACCCCUCUUCCAGCACGGCUGAGUCUGGGGAUCAGCACCACCAAGUACACACACCAGGGGAUCAACCACACCGAACCCAUGUGUCUGGGGCCCCAGAAAAGGCCCAGAUCUCUUCGGUUGCUUUAACAGACUCAGAAAGGUGUGAGGAUCACAGGAGUUCCCCGGAAGAGCAGGCAGGGAAGACCAGUGUACUGACUGUCUCCUUUGCGGAUCAGGAACAGCCUCCAGCCCGUCUCUACAAUGAGGAUCAGCCUCCUACUUUUCUUGGUGCAAAUGUGGAUAAGCCCCAUCACCCUUCAGAAUCUGCAGACAAAUCUCCCACAGCUCCUGAUUUGCCUAAGGACAAAACCUACGCUCCUUCAAGGUCUCCUGAAGAGAAUACCAGCAUAGCCACUGUGGCGUACAUGACAACUGCUCCGGCAACAGCUGAGCUAAGCACUAGGGAAGCCACCUGGGAGGCGGUUGAACAGUCCACUGCUGCUGGCUUUACUGCUGCAACCCUUCAGCGCACCCAGAGAACCAACCGGCCCCUUCCCCCACCUCCUUCUCAGAGGUCAACAGAGCAGUUGCCAGUUGUGGGGCAAGUGCAAGCAGCAGCCAGUAUAGGAUUAAGUAGCUCCCACAAGGUUCAAGGUGUAGUUCCAGCUCCAGAGAGGCCAUCUGAAGCCCGAGCUCUGGAUGAACCACCUGCACCUGUCUUUGUCAGUGAUGGUAGUGUUGCUGUCCAGUGUCCCACUGCUCUCCAGCCGGGCCUGCCUGAGAAGCUGCGGGACAGCACCAGGGCCCCAUUGCUGCACCUGCGAGCUGAGUCUGUCCCUGUGCACUCCUGUGGUUUGGCUGCACCAGUACCUCCUACCAGGACAGUAGAGAGUAAGAUCGCUGCUGCCAUGCACGCCAACAGUGCUGAGGCAACCAGCAGUUCAAAUUACCAUUCUUUUAUCACUUCUUCAUCAGCUUCUGUAGAUGAUGGAAUGCCUUUGGCACCUCCUGUUCUACAACCUAAGCAUGCUCCUCAGAAAAUAGCAUACUCCUCCUUUGCUAGACCUGAUGUCACUACUGAGCCCUUUGGUCCAGAAAACUGUUUGCAUUUCAGUAUGACUCCAAACUGCCAGUACCGUCCACAGAGUGUACCUCCGCAUCACAAUAAACUCGAGCAACACCAGGUAUAUGGAGCCAGGUCAGAGCCACCAGCCUCUAUGGGGCCUCGUUAUAACACAUAUGUGGCCCCAGGAAGAAAUGCAUCUGUACACCACUCCAAGCCAUGCAGCCGGAUUGAGUAUGUGUCUUCUUUGAGCUCUUCUGUUAGGAGUACUUGUUACCCUGAAGAUAUUCCACCUUACCCUACCAUUCGGAGGGUCCAGUCUCUCCAUGCACCCCCAACUUCCAUGAUUCGCUCUGUUCCCAUUUCACGGACAGAGGUUCCCCCAGAUGAUGAACCAGCAUACUGCCCAAGACCCCUGUACCAGUAUAAGCCAUACCAGUCCUCCCAGGCCCGCUCAGAUUAUCACGUAACUCAGCUUCAGCCUUAUUUUGAGAAUGGACGUGUCCACUACCGGUAUAGCCCAUAUUCCAGUUCUUCUGGCUCCUAUUACAGUCCAGAUGGAGCCCUGUGUGAUGUGGAUGCCUAUGGCACAGUGCAGCUGAGACCCCUUCACCGCCUUCCCAGUCGCGACUUUGCUUUCUACAAUCCUAGACUGCAAGGGAAGAGCGUGUACAGUUAUGCUGGGUUGCCUCCUCGUCCCCGGGCCAACAUGACCAGCUAUUUCUCUGGCAAUGACCAUCAUGUAGUCAACAUGCCACCCACUGCUGAUGUAAAGCACACCUAUGCCUCUUGGGAUCUUGAAGACAUGGAAAAGUACCGCAUGCAGUCCAUCCGGAGAGAGACUCGUGCUCGGCAGAAGAUUAAAGGACCCGUCAUGUCCCAGUAUGAUAAUAUGGCCCCAGCUGUGCAAGAUGACUUAGGUGGGAUCUAUGUCAUCCAUCUGCGCAGCAAAUCAGAUCCUGGGAAAACUGGACUUCUUUCAGUGGCAGAGGGAAAGGAGGGGCGGCACCCAGCCAAGGCCAUCAGUCCCGAGGGAGAUGACCGCUUCUACAGGAAACACACGGAGUCAGAGUUAGAUCGAGCUCACCAGCACGGAGGCUAUGGUAGCACACAGGCAGAGAAACCAUCUCUCCCCCAGAAGCAGAGCAGCCUCAGGAACAGGAGGCUUCAUGACGUGGGCUGCAGCCUUCCUGAGCACAGGGCACAGCAGGAAGCAAGCCACAGGCAAUUAUGUGAAUCAAAAAAUGGACCUCCUUUCCUGCAGGGAGCUGGACAGUUAGAUUAUGGGCCCAAAGGGAUCCCAGACUCUUCAGAGCCAGGGAGUUACCAUAACUCUGGAGGGAAAUACGCUCCGUCAGGACAGGAGUCUUUGAGACUGAACCCCAAGGAGGUGAGGCUUCCCAAAGAGCUGGAGCGACCUCGUGCUAGGCAGCCUCCGACCUCAGAGAGACACUCCAGAGACUGCUACAAGGAGGAAGAACACUUCACUCAAUCAAUGAUCCCACCCCCUAAGCCAGAGAGGAGUCACAGCCUAAAACUCCAUCACACCCAGAAUGUAGAGAGGGACCCCAGUGUGCUGUUCCAAUACCAAACACAUGGCAAGCGCCAGAGCAAUAUGACUGUCAUGUCCCAGUAUGACAACCUGCAGGAUUACCACUCCCUGCCUCAGCAGCAGAGGGGGGGCUUUUCAGGGGGAGGCUUGGGGACAUAUGUGCCCCCUGGUUUUCCCCAUCCACAGAGCAGGACAUACGCAACAGCUUUGGGCCAGGGGGCCUUCCUGCCCACAGAGCUGUCCUUGCAACAUCCUGAAACACAGGUCCACGCAGAAUGAGCCCCGAGAGCAAUAGAGUUGAAGCAGUCUCUGCUGGACAGUGGACUGUUCUAUAUUUUUCAAUAACCAAAAAGAUUAAAAAGCAAAAUGCUACACUACCCCGAUCACAUUUUAAAAAUGUAAUAAAAGUAAACAAAUCAGCA